AUGUCCCACAGGUUCUUUGGCUUCUUGCUGGCCUUUUCAUUCGUUGCCCUCAGCACCGGUAAUCCCCAGGGCGCACUAUUCCCCCACGACCCGUGGCUAGAGAAUCGCAAAACCGGUCCAAUCAGUAGGGAUCUUACAACAGGUCUUAGCAUUUCCGCGCUUCACCACGUCGUCACUGCUCACGUCCAAUCUUUAUACCGCCUCGACGAGGACACAGUGUCAGCGGAGAUUAUCCAUUCUUUCCCUACGCAACCGGCGCCCUGA
Messenger RNA from Aspergillus nidulans FGSC A4, 264 nucleotides. RefSeq lists its product as uncharacterized. The record is from RefSeq and is a predicted model, not a curated record. Lineage: Eukaryota; Fungi; Ascomycota; Eurotiomycetes; Eurotiales; Aspergillaceae. The transcript has a single exon. Bases 1 to 264 code for a protein of 87 amino acids.